GAUAUAACUGCUUUCGUGUGAAACUGCCCACAGCAUCAAGAAAUAUUGUUCACGCGGGUCCCACCACGAUUUCCCUCUGCUCAUCAGCGUCUCGUCUCCCUUCUCAUUUCUUCGCCUCGAAGGUAAUAAAAAAAAAAAACAAAGAGAAAAAAUCGUCCCACCACGAUUUUCCUCUGCUCAUCAGCGUCUCCUCUCCCUUCUCAUUUCUUCGCCUCGAAGGUUAAAAAAAAAAGGAAAAAUCAGCUCUCACUUUUAAAAAUCACUACUUCAACGAAACCGAAAAAAAAAAAGAGAGAGAGAAAAAUCCCUAAACGAUGCAAGAAGCAGAGCUUCACGAUUUAUCAGACGACGCCGAUUACGCCGCGUCUCAACAACAAGGAUCAGCGAGUAUGAUGCGGUGCGACAGUGGUAAAAGAAGCUCGUCAAGUGAACCGGAGGGAGCCGAAAUUGUUUAUAUGAAAGAUAAUGUUACAAUUCAUCCUAGUCAGUUUGCCUCUGAACGGAUUAGUGGAAGAUUAAAGUUAAUUAAGCAAGGCUCUUCUCUUUUCAUGACAUGGAUUCCAUACAAAGGGCAAAGUACAAAUGCGAGGCUGUCUGAGAAAGAUAGGAACCUUUAUACUAUUAGGGCAAUGCCAUUUGCUGAUGUGAGGUCCAUUCGCAGACACACUCCGGCUCUUGGAUGGCAGUACAUUAUUGUUGUUUUGUCAUCUGGACUUGCAUUUCCCCCCCUUUACUUCUAUAACGGAGGAGUUCGAGAGUUCCUAGCUACAGUAAAACAACACGUUUUUCUUGUGAGGUCAGCAGACGAUGCAAAUGUAUUUCUUGUGAAUGACUUUCAAAACCCUCUUCAGCGAACUUUGUCUUCCUUGGAGCUUCCCAGGGCAGUUUCCAUUGCAAGUGUUCCAUCAACACCUGUUUCAGUUGGGGAGUCUACUUCACAUGAAAAUGAAGAGAGGAGUAAUGUACGUGUCAGUGAUGGAAGUGCUACUAUUCCUCAGUAUAAUGGAAGGCUGAGGCAAAAGGCUCAUGAUCCUGCUCGAGACAUUUCAAUUCAAGUUUUGGAGAAAUUUUCUCUUGUAACCAAGUUUGCUCGAGAAACAACUUCGCAGCUAUUCCGGGAAACUCAUAGCAAUGACUUUGGUCCUUUUGAGAGGAGAAACUCAAACCAGUCUGCCCUUGAUUAUAGUCACAAACCAUCUGAUGAUGUUGAGGAAGUUCCUGUUCAAAGCCCCAUUGCACCAGAUCCUCUUGAGAAAGUCCCAUAUAGGAAACACAAUCAUUAUGAUGAAGCUGGCACCAUUGUGGGGACUUUUGAGCUAAUCAAUGUUAAGGAGUUUGACAAACUCUCACUAGUGUGGGGAAAACCCCGACAACCACCAUUGGGGUUGGAAGAGUGGGCCACAUUCUUGGAUUCAGAAGGGCGAGUGCUGGAUUCAAAAGCUGUAAGAAAAAGAAUAUUUUAUGGAGGAGUUGAACACCAAUUACGAAGAGAGGUCUGGGCAAUAUUGUUGGGAUAUCACACAUAUGAAUCAACUUAUGCAGAAAGGGAAUAUCAAAGGUCUAUCAAAAAGACAGAAUACGAGACUAUAAAAAACCAGUGGCAGAGUAUCUCUCCUGAACAGGCAAAAAGAUUUACAAAAUUCAGAGAGAGGAAAGGCCUUAUAGAGAAAGAUGUGGUAAGAACAGACAGGUCGCUGUCUUUCUAUGAUGGGGAUGACAAUCCAAAUGUGAAUCUUUUACGUGAUAUUCUGUUGACUUACUCUUUCUAUAACUUCGAUCUUGGUUACUGUCAGGGUAUGAGUGAUCUGCUUUCCCCCAUUUUGUUUGUAAUGGAGGAUGAGUCAGAAUCAUUUUGGUGUUUUGUGGCACUGAUGGAACGUCUUGGGCCUAAUUUUAAUCGCGACCAAAAUGGCAUGCACUCUCAGCUUUUUGCAUUAUCUAAGUUGGUGGAGUUGUUAGACAGCCCAUUGCAUAACUAUUUCAAGCAGAAUGACUGCUUGAAUUAUUUCUUCUGUUUCCGCUGGAUUCUGAUACAGUUUAAAAGGGAACUUGAAUAUGAGAAAACAAUGCGAUUGUGGGAAGUAUUGUGGACACAUUAUUUGUCGGAGCACUUACAUCUGUACGUGUGUGUGGCUAUCUUGAAGCGCUAUCGCGGCAAGAUAAUAGGAGAGCAAAUGGACUUCGACACCCUCUUGAAGUUCAUCAAUGAGCUGAGUGGUCAGAUUGACCUUGAUGCAACCCUCAGGGAUGCAGAGGCUUUAUGUAUAUGUGCCGGCGAGAAUGGAGCUGCUUGCAUCCCACCUGGAACUCCACCUUCGUUGCCUAUUGACAAUGGUUUAUUAUGUUCUCAGCAAGAUGAUGAAGUAUUGUAAAUGUUAUCUCUAGCAUAUACCAAAUUUAAAUUCACGAUUUUAUCACUGCUCUUAUAGUUGGCUGAUUUUUCCAAAACAAUGCUAGUGGAUGAUGAAAUAAUAUUUUGAUGAAAUCAGUUCAGUAUGUUUUUCGUUAAA
Messenger RNA from Durio zibethinus, 2510 nucleotides. RefSeq lists its product as uncharacterized. The record is from RefSeq and is a predicted model, not a curated record. NCBI's taxonomy places the organism in Eukaryota, Viridiplantae, Streptophyta, Magnoliopsida, Malvales, Malvaceae. Gene Ontology annotation, biological process: activation of GTPase activity. Gene Ontology annotation, molecular function: GTPase activator activity.